This is a messenger RNA of Penicillium chermesinum, 1458 nucleotides long. Its product is annotated as Zn(II)2Cys6 transcription factor. Gene Ontology annotation, cellular component: nucleus. The transcript has 6 exons. Gene Ontology annotation, molecular function: DNA binding; DNA-binding transcription factor activity, RNA polymerase II-specific; zinc ion binding. The coding region runs from base 1 to 1458 and encodes 485 amino acids. The record is from RefSeq and is a predicted model, not a curated record. Gene Ontology annotation, biological process: DNA-templated transcription; regulation of DNA-templated transcription. NCBI's taxonomy places the organism in Eukaryota, Fungi, Ascomycota, Eurotiomycetes, Eurotiales, Aspergillaceae.
AUGAAACCGCCUCUCGCGUGCAAGAACUGCCGAGCCCGCAAGAAGAAAUGCGACCGCGCCUACCCCGUCUGCUCUUAUUGUCUGCGGAUGCGCAAUCGCUGCGAAUACCGCAUCGACGGGCACCCUGACCGGCCGACUCGGCCGGUGGUAGCCCUAGUGCCCCCAGCCAACGGGACCGAUGGCACCCAGCGCGUGCGCUACAACGCCGCUAUGUUCCUGGGCUAUCCACGCCAGUCUCUCCCUCGCCCUCCUGCGUGGCCGAGCACGGCUGUCGGGCCGGAAGUGCUGGACUAUGUGUUUGGCAGUGGGAUCGAGGAGCGGCGGUGGCUGAUUGCAGAGUUUAUACGGACGGUUGAUCCGUGGGUUCCGUUUAUCCCGCUCCAGGAGCUCCAGACGAGGCUUCUGGGUGAGAAGGGCCAGAUGGCUGGGGAGGAUGUGCUUCUGCUGGCGUGCAUCCGACUGAAUACGGAGCCCGUGCCUGGCGGCCAGCCGGUGAACCGGGCUUAUUUGGCUGUGAAGUCGAAUUUUGUGAGCGCGGAGAUCUAUUGGACGCUGUCUAUUCGGCUUUUACAGGCGCUGCUGUUGCUGCUGAUUUAUGAGCAUGGGCAUGGGGUGUACCCCUCGGCUUAUACGACGCUGGGGAGCUGUGCUCGGUAUCUUGCGGCGCUGGAUAUCAACACGGGGUCCGAACAGGAGUAUUCGCGAGAUUGGAUGAGUGGAGAGGUGCGGAGGCGGCUUUGGUGGUUCGUAUAUGUGAUGGAUCGGAGCCCAGCGAGGAUGAGAUGCUCCCUUUCGGACGACCUCUCCUGGAAGCAAGAGCAUCCACUACAGUGCUCGUAUCUAACACUCCUCUCCCCCGCCAGUUCCAAUAUGGGCACAUUUCGACUCCUUGUCCACGCAGCGUUCCUCGUCGGCCGCGUCGUCCAACUCCUGUCAGACCGCCAUGCAGGCCACGAAGUCCUGCCCUCAAGACGAACACAGCUGUACCGCACGAUCAAGGCGUUGGCCAACGUGCUCGAAGUCGAACUGCAAACGACCCUCGUCUCGGUGAGUGUUGCGCGUAGCACUCUCAAUAGUGCGAUUUUCAUGCUUUAUUCCUAUGACGAUCCAAGGGAUGCUGAGUAUAGAAAUGUGUACGACCUGGCGCAUCCCAUGAGUAUUUCGGCCCAUACUUGUCGCGACCUGACGGAGAUCUAUCUCAGUGGGGAUUUGACCAGUGCGCAGAGAGCAUCCCCGUUUCUCUUAGCGUGGGGAUUCCGGGUUUUGAAGUAUUUCUACGAUCGGUAUCAACUUGAUGGCCACCAUGAGAGCCUGGAGGCGUUGAAUAUCAUGAGGAAAGGCAUGGAAGCCCUUGGGAAUAAGUGGAAACUUGCUGAGGUUUAUGCUGUGCUUCUGAAUGUGGAGCAAGGAUGUCCUGCACCGGAUGAUGCAAUAACUGCAGAGCUAACGAAGUCAUGA